Messenger RNA from Haemonchus placei, 222 nucleotides. NCBI's taxonomy places the organism in Eukaryota, Metazoa, Nematoda, Chromadorea, Rhabditida, Trichostrongylidae. The record is from the annotation of a GenBank genome assembly.
AUGUUCAGGUAUCCUCACCUGGGAGUCUGCCGCAAGCCUUUUCCAGAAAUGGCGAAACGUACGAUGGGACCAGGGAUGCAACGCUUUACUUCUGUGAUGGGGAACGUGACACUCUUUGGUAUCGCUGUUGUUUAUUUACUGCUCUCCGCCAACAUUAUACAUUACUUUAUCGGUCGUUUUACUUCAGUUCCAGCUAGUAUGUGUAUGGUAAGCGAGUUCUGA